This is a messenger RNA of Penicillium brevicompactum, 1302 nucleotides long. RefSeq names its product wax synthase family protein. The record is from RefSeq and is a predicted model, not a curated record. NCBI's taxonomy places the organism in Eukaryota, Fungi, Ascomycota, Eurotiomycetes, Eurotiales, Aspergillaceae. The coding region runs from base 1 to 1302 and encodes 433 amino acids. The transcript has 2 exons. Gene Ontology annotation, biological process: lipid metabolic process.
AUGUGGACUUCAAGUGGCUGCGGCUUCAGUGUCUUUUGGGCUCUCAAUCACCUAUUAAUCAAACCCAAAGACGGGAAUGAUUUCAUCGACGCCAAUGGAAGGCCCAAGGACUUUUUCUCACGUCUUGGGGAUGCAACUCGGCUGGUCACUUCUGUGCGCGCAAUCAACACACCCCAACAGGCCAAAAACACACCUUCUUGGCCGGCUUACUACGCGCAAAAAGAUGGAAAGAAGAUCUCCCGUGCCAGAGUCCUGACCAGAGCUCUCAAUCACCUAUUAAUCAAACCCAAAGAUGGGAAUGAUUUCAUCGACGCCAAUGGAAGGCCCAAGGACUUUUUCUCGCGUCUUGGGGAUGCAACUCGGCUGGUCACUUCUGUGCGCGCAAUCGACACACCCCAACAGGCCAAAAACACACCUUCUUGGCCGGCUUACUACGCGCAAAAAGAUGGAAAGAAGAUCUCCCGUGCCAGGUUCCUGACCAGAGAGAUCUCAAUCGGUCUUUGGCAAUACUUGCUUCUUGAUGUAUUGACGUUCAUGCUGAUGAAAGAUGCGUUAGAACGGAAAGAAAGUGGAAAGAAUAUCGUUUUUGGCACCGAAUGGGACUUCCCUGCUGAGCAAUGGGUAGAGCUCGUUAUCAUGAAUCUCGUCGCGUGGCUAGUCGCAGCACGAACCUCAAUUAGCUCCCUAUAUCGCCUUUCCGCGAUCAUUUGCGUGGCUACUGGAAUUUGGCCUGUCUCGGAUUUCCCACCACUUUUCAACUCCAUGUCAGACGCCUACACACUGAGAAACUUCUGGGGUAAAUUCUGGCAUCAGAUGCUCCGACUCUCUUUUACGGGCGUCAGCAACUUCAUUUCGCGUGAUGUGCUGCGCUUGGCCAAGCCCUCGCUGGUAGAAAGAUAUAUCAACGUAUUCUUGGUAUUCUUUAUUUCCGGCCUUAUGCACCUUCUGGCGAAUCCCGUUCAAAGCAUCUCCUUACGACAAUCUGGUGCUAUGCCGUACUUCCUGUCCUUCGUCAUCGGCUAUAUGAUCGAAGAUGGCGUCGCAUCAUUGUGGAAGCAGAUCCGUGGAUCGCGGUACACCGAGGACCUUUCCCUGUGGCAAAAGACUAUCGGUUUCUGCUGGGUCUUUGGCUGGAUUGGAGUCUCGUCUACCUUUUACUUCGGCCCGCAAAUUGGCAGACCGGAAUGCGCUCCGUUUUUGGUCCCCUUCAGCAUCUUGAACUCGCUUGGCCUCCCUGCCACGAGUGCUUUACUUGUCGUUGGUGGCAUUCUCUUGAAACUGAAAUUCAAGAUCGAGAUUUGA